ACCACUCAGACCAGAGAGUCAAGAGUAGAGAGAGAGAGAGAGAGAGAGAGAGAGAGAGAGCGAGAGGAAAUGGGGGAUUUAUAUGCUUUGGAUUUUGAUGGAGUUUUGUGUGAUAGCUGUGGAGAGAGCUCUCUCUCUGCUGUGAAGGCUGCUAAAGUGAGAUGGCCAAGUCUAUUCAACGGUGUGGAUUCAACUUUGGAGGAUUGGGUUGUUGAGCAGAUGCACAUAGUGAGGCCUGUGGUGGAAACUGGAUAUGAGAAUCUAUUGCUUGUGAGGUUGCUGCUGGAGGCGAGAAUCCCUUCUAUACGAAAGUCAUCGGUCGCCGAAGGGAUUACAGUGGAGGGGAUAUUGGAGAAGUGGUCAGAGCUGAAGCCUGUGAUUAUGGAAGAGUGGGGUGAGGAGAGGGAUGCUCUUAUUAAUCUUUUUGGUAAGGUCAGGGAUGAGUGGAUGGAUGAGGACCUAACAACUUGGAUUGGUGCAAAUAGAUUAUAUCCAGGUGUUCCUGAUGCUCUAAAAUUUGCAAGCUCAACCAUAUACAUUGUCACCACAAAACAGAGCCGAUUUGCUGAUGCUUUACUGCGAAAACUUGCUGGAGUUACAAUACCGCCUGAAAGAAUAUUUGGUCUUGGAAGUGGUCCCAAGGUAGAAGUAUUGAAGCAGCUUCAAAAGAAACCAGAACAUCAGGGGCUGAAACUGCACUUUGUCGAAGAUCGACUGGCAACCCUAAAGAAUGUGAUCAAAGAACCUGAAUUGGAUGGUUGGAAUUUGUAUCUAGGGGAUUGGGGGUACAAUACACAGAAGGAGAGGGAGGAGGCAGCUACAAUUCCCAGGAUUCGGAUCCUUGAGCUUCCUGACUUCAGUGACUAACUGGGAUAUCCCGCACAGAUGAGAAAAUGGUAAAUAGAUGGCCUACUCUUGAGCAGUUUUUAUGCACUGGUUCCAUUAAAAUAAAUAGAUAAAAACAGAAUCUCGAUAAAUAAUCAUGUCUACAAUUGUCAUUUCGCAUAUCCGUCGGCUUCAUCAGCAGCCUAAAAUCAACUUGAAUGGUAAUACAUGAAUAUUCGGAGUGGAGGUUGCUACGGAGUUACAAAAAUGGUCAUUAUAUUGCAUGUCAGAAAAUUUAUAAGUAUAGCUACAGUUCCUCUUUCAAAUGCCUAUUGCUCUCUGCUGGACUCUCAUUCUCCACUCACUUUUUCUCAUUCUGGAGCUUCUCAACAACUUCCUCCAAAGCUGGAUCUCCAGGUCUUCGAAAAACUUGAUCGCCAAACUUUAUUUCAUAGGCCUCGGGUUGAUAUCAAGGUAUCUUUCCUUUCAUUUAGAUUUCGACUUCUCUGCCUUCUCCUCACCCUCCUCAUGGCGGUAGUUGUCACGAUCGGUUCAAAUCUAAAGCCAAAGCACCCACCAGUGCAAAUUGUGGUACAUUCUUUACAUAUUUUUCCCGUAAACUGUUUCUGCUGUUCUGUUUGUAUAGUUCCUUCUGAAGCUUCACUUCUGCAAUUUUCAUCCGUCGCAAAGCACAUCUCAUAAUAAGCGCUGUCUCUUGCAAUUGGCUCCAUCAUUGAAACCUUGAUUCUAAAGAAGCGUAAUUUCUUUUUCUUUUUUUACAUGUCAUGACUUUUGAUGAAUUAGUGCACAAGUUGUUCAAAUUAAUUUCCAAGUGUUGUUAUUAAUACGUACAUGUCUUUUUGUAUAAAUAGAAAAGCUAGCGCCGCGAGCAAUAUCCUCUCCCCUG
This is a messenger RNA of Prunus dulcis (almond), 1732 nucleotides long. RefSeq lists its product as uncharacterized. The coding region runs from base 70 to 867 and encodes 265 amino acids. Gene Ontology annotation, molecular function: SNARE binding. Gene Ontology annotation, cellular component: lytic vacuole; endosome. The transcript is spliced from 9 exons. The record is from RefSeq and is a predicted model, not a curated record. Gene Ontology annotation, biological process: SNARE complex assembly. NCBI's taxonomy places the organism in Eukaryota, Viridiplantae, Streptophyta, Magnoliopsida, Rosales, Rosaceae.